UGAGAGGAGUGGCUUGGGUGCAGUGGAGCUUGUAAGCCCAGGGAUAAUAAAUGGCUGCUGUUUCUUCAGCACAGUUGUUAUUACUGCCCUGACCUGUAAUCAGUCUCAUGCAGCUUUAAUGCUCUUCUUCAUCUGAGAAUUUUGAUCUUCCCAUUACUCUCAUGGAAAUAAUGCUGGGUUUUGUUUUGCUCUUCCCUGAACAGUUUGAGUUUCUGUAUUUGAACUCCUGUCUGUAGUGGAAACUGCCUUGGAUAAGAGUUUUCUCCUACAAAUGACAGAUGUGAAGGUGGUUGUGCUCUGGAGGAGUUUCUGAUUCCCUUGCUGUGAGUGCUCUGUGGCACCUGCUGUGUCUGCACUGGAGGGUUAAAUGUCAUUUCAGAAGAACCUGAGGACAGCUCCAGCAGGAGAAUCCCAGAAUGGUUUAAUUUGGAAGGACCUUAAGGCUCAUCUCGUUCCAGCCCUGCCAUGGGCAGGGACACCUUCCACUAUCCCAGCCUGCUCCAAGCCCUGUCCAACCCAGCCUUGGACACUGCCAGGGAUGGGGCAGCCACAGAUUCCCUGGGAAACCUGUGCCAGGGCCUCACCAGUCUCAUUGGUGGGGUUUGGAUUACAAGCUGUGUCCUCAGAAAGGCCUUAGGGGCAUGCCAGGAGCAGAGGUGCCCUGUCACACAGGGAUGGUCUCCUCAGGUCAGUGUCCCCAGCCAGCCCUGGCUGUGACCUGGUGUCAGGAGGGAGCUGUGAGCUGCAGAUGACCCAGCAAAAUGAUGAGCUUGAGUGCAGCAUGCAGCCUGAGUGUCUUUGGGAGAGCAGAGCUCGUUUUGGGAAAUCUUACAUGUUAUUUCUUCUUGUCCUGAUGUAAGUGGGACUGCAGAGAAAGGAACAAAUGACCCAAGGCUGAAUUCACAGCAGCUAUGCAGGAGUCUCUGGUUUGAGGCAGAUCAGAUCUGUAAAUCUGCACUGUGGCUUCAGGAAACAGGACAGUGGAGAUCUGCUGCAGGCGGUGUGUUGUCACACUGCAGCAACACAGAAUCCUGUCAUGCCUGCUCCCCUGAAAGGAAUGUGUUGAACUUCCCAGCUGAGUUAUUUUGUGUCCUCUACCAGCAGGAGACAAGAUGUCAGCUGCUAGAGGACAGUAAAACCAUCUCAGAUGCAUACUAUCAUUUUCUGCUUGUCUUCAAUUAAACUGAUUAGCAGCCCUCUUUGUUGUUGAGCUCAGGCCAUUCCACAUGCUGCCAGCAUGUACUUUGGCAGCACAGGCCCUGGGAUUUCCUGCAUUGUUUGAGUCUUGGCCAUUGACCUUCGUGGUCCUCGUUCUGGCACUGCCUCUGCUCUGGCAGGGGUGCAGGGGGCAUUAUUCAAACCCUGCAAGAAAAGAGAGAGAAUUGCUUUAAAGGCAUUGAGGGCUCUUUGUGCUCAGUGUCUCCAUGGGGUCAUCGCUGCAGAAAAGAGGGGAAUUACUGGGGUUGUCAGGAUAAUUACUGCUUUUUUAGUGUUCUCAGCCCAGGCCAGAUGACAGUGCUGAGAUUUAUAGUGAGUCAUAAAAAGAUGCCAUCAGUGCUGUGUUAGGUGGUGUCCCUUUUGGACAGAGGGGGGAGAAACCUGGGUUUGGUUUGUUUUGGGAAGUCUCAUGGGCACUGCUAUGCCCUGGAUCUUUCCCAGCUCUGUACUGGGAGGCUGUUCUGCUGGAGAGGCUGGUGGGAUUGUGCUGGAGCCCUGUUGCAGCCCAUGCUGUGGGUGCUGGUUGUGAGAAGAUCCCCCUCUCCAUCUGCUGGAGAUGCAGGGACACAGGAGCCAGCUGCCCCAGCACAGGGGAGGUCACAUAACUCACUCCUGCCACUGUCCCCAUCUCUGUGGCCCAGUAAAUCAUUUGCUCAGCCUGAGCCUGGAGUCUUGUACCUUGAACCUGCUCAAGGCCUGGUGCACUAAAGGAGCAAUGCUCAGCUCAGGGCAGAGGCUGAAAGCACCACUUGAUCUCUUGUUCCCCUUUCCAUGUGGAGCCUUCCCACCCAUCAGGUGCCUGCUGCUGGUCUGGGAACAGCCAGGCUCGUGUAGCUGUCCCUGGUGUGGCUGGUGGGCUGAUGAGAAGGGCAGAUGAAGUCCUUGGAGUAAGAUCUUUGGAAUAAGAUGCAACUUCUGCAUUAUUGAUUUGUUUGCAUGGUAUUGUGCAGGUUGAAUUAAAUUAUCUGGAGUGAGAUCCUAUACUUGAUGUAGAACAAAUGCCAGAGUGCUCAGGUGGGAGUAAAUGCUUUUAAGUCCAGCAGGCUUUGAGGUUAAGGGGUUGGCAGUGCCAGGCUGACCUGCUGAUUCUGUGCCUCAGGGCUGCCUUGCCAUGGAUCUGUCCCCCUGUGAUUUGUCCCCAGAAGAGAAGAGGCCUCUGCAGUGGGACAGGGACAGCCUGGGGAGCCACAGCUGCUUGAAUGAGCUGAGCCUCCCCAGGGUGACUCAUCUUGUGUUUCACAGAACCUGUAAAUGAGCUUGGGUAGAAACGUGAGACACAUGAGCCCUGUUGCUGUUGAAAUCCCAUGCUCUGCACUGUGUUGGUGCUGACUUUAAAGCUCUUUUCUGCUGGGGAAGUAAAUGGCUGCAGUGGACAACCCAGACACGUGACUGCUGGGGCACAGUCAUGGAAAAUUGGCUCGGUUGUUGUGGUUAUUUGCUCUGAUAGAACUUUUCAUAACACUGUCAAGCAGCUUUUUCCAAGCCUACUGGAAUGUGUUAUUCUUUAUUUCUUCCCUUGUGGUAUUUUUUUUAAAGAAGCACUAUCAGACAAUCUGUAUAAAACAUGGAUUUUUUACUGUUGUUGUGGGUAAUGACUUACAGGCUCCUCUAACUGACUAGGGCUCUUUCCCCCACUUUUGAUAGCAAAUUAGAGCAGAACCCCUCUGUUUAUUUUAGUUGUAGCCCAAGGUUAUGAUUUAUAGCAGGAGAAGCUAAAAUAGCAGUUGUUAACUCUUCCAGUCUGAUGAAAUCAGAUUUGCCUGAUUUUAGUCUCAGCUCCUGCCUUGUUUUUUCUCUGGGGAGGGAAGUCAUCACUCUUUUGCCUUCUGCAGCUCUGGGUUGCUGAACUUACCCAGUGGUUUCUCAUGUAAGCAGGUGUUGAAGAGCUUUGGUUUGCUCCUAUACAGAAAACUCUGGUGUUUGUUUCUCUCUCUCUGGGGAAGCUCAAGUGCACAUUACAGUGGAGAACAGCCUUAUGUUGGGAUAUAAAGGUCACAAGUGUUUCCUUUCACCUCUCCAGUGGGAGCCAGGCUGACAUACACGGGAGGUGGCAACAAGUCUUUGCAACAAAAGGAGCUUUUGGGGUGUUUUUCUUGAGGGAGACCUGCAGACCAGUCAGUCCUUUCUGUGUGGGCUCUGUACCUUCCUUGUCCAGCUCUAGCAGAGUUGAUUUCCUCCUCUGGGGAAGAAUUGAUGCUGUUCCUGCAUUCCAUGAACUCUGUGUGGGAGACCUCCAGCACCAGCAGUGUGUUGUAUCCAGCUCUGUGACAGUACACUGCUUUGCUCACCUCCCAUUAAAUGUUUCCAGAGUGAAUAUCAGGGAGUAACAGAAUAUUUUAAUUGGUGUUUUUAAAAUAUAUUUCAAAAUGUGUUUUGACUUCUUUUUCCAUUGUUGCAGGUGAAGGAGGAGAAGGGUGUGUGAACACCCAUGAAUGAGUUGUGAUGGAUAACAAGGACUCAGAAGCUGAGAUCCACCCUCUGAAGACUGAGGAUGUAAAAGCUCAGGAGAACCAUGAACACUAUGUGGAGAGGAGGAUUAUCAAGUCCUCGGGGCUGUCCCGGCUGUCCCGGUGGCGCACUGCUGCCUUCUUCAUCUCCCUCUUCCUCUGCCUGAUCAUUGUGUUUGCUUUCUCCUUCAUCAUUCCCUGCCCAGAGAGGCCAGUUUCAGAAAGAACAUGGUUCCAGUACUACAACAAAACAGUGCCCUACCCAUUCCUUGCUAUAGCAGAUGUGAGUGAAGACAAAGUACAGGAUGUGCUCUUUGCAUUCAAAUCUGGCAACAGCAGCAGAUUCAACAUGUCCUGUCUGGAUGAAGGGCUGCCAUCUCCCUGUGCCUUCGUCGCUGCAGUGUCUGGCAGGAACGGCAGCGUGCUCUGGGAGAGCCCAGCUGCAGAGGAGGUGCAGUGGCUGCAGUGUGACAUCCAGCAGCUGGGCACAGCAGCAUCCCCGGGCUGCCUCGUGGUGGAGAAGCCACUGGCCCUUACAGCACUCAGCCUGAACACAGGGGAAGUUCUGUGGAGGCAAUCCCGUGACUUUGGAGCUAAUUAUACUGUGCUGACUCCUUUAUCAGUGAUUCCAGAUGUGGAUAAUGAUAAAGUUCAGGACCUGAUGAUCUUUAUUACUAAAGAAGGCCAGGUGAAGGUCUUCAUCUAUUCAGGAAAAACUGGCCAGCAGCUUGGCUCCACGGGCAGCCUGAGGGUGGAUGGAGCCGCUCGCUACGUCAGGCUGCAGCUGCACUCCUCCUCCUCCUACUUCCUUUUCUACACAGAGAAGUCUGUCUAUGCAUAUUCCCUGAAAGACCUGUGCAGUACAGUAGUUGGGGUGGAAGUUAAGCUUUCCAGCUUCCAGCUGGAUUCUCAUUUGGAGAAGAACAUUGACCGUGCCACGCACCUCUUAUCCCCUCUCAGAUUCGAAGACAUUCGCUACCUGACAAAAGUUCCUGGGCACUCACGGGACAACAUCUUGGUUGUGGACUCAGAGAUGGCCAAACUGAUCAACACAAAAGAUCUCCACACUGUGUGGACCCUCAAUGUGUCCCGUGUUUUGAGUGAGCCACUGCUCGGUUACUACAAACCUGAUGCCCAUGGUGUUGUCCUGGAGAGUGAAAUUGGACCCAACAGGAAGAAGGUUAUGAUUGUUGAGAGUGAAUCUGGAGCAGUCCAGUGGGAGCUGAAGCUGAACUCAGGACCAGGGAGCCCUGGCCCAGCCACCCUUCCCACUGCAGAUCACCGCUCUGCCUUCCUCAUGUGGGGGGACUUCCAGGAGCCAGGCAAUGACACAAGACCCGGAGCUCCUCUCCAGAAGCUUUACCUUUUCCAUCCUUCCUACACUAAUGUCGUGUUGGAGCUUCGCAACAGCACUGACCAAAUCAUUGCAUUCACUGCGGCGCUGUUUGAGCGGAGCCGUCACGCCUGCUACGUGCUGCUGCGGGGCCCCCAGCCUGGAGAGGGGCCAGGCCCCGUGUCCCUGAUGAAGAGGAAGCUGAAGGAGGACGUGGCAGUGAGCAGGGUGCUCUGGCUGCGCCGCACACCCGGGGAUGAGGAGCAGCACAUCCGGGACCGCCUGUACAGGAUGCGAUUCCAGAGCCGAGAUUGAGCUGAAGGGGAACGGGAGAGGCUGCCCUGCUCUGCAGCCCUGCUCUCAACAAGCCCAGAGCCUGCAGUCCCAUGGGAAGCUGCCUUUCUUGAUCCACAAACCAAAGUGUGGCUGGCAGGGAAGCACCCCCAGUGUCGAGGGACAGCCAGGCUGUGGGGGCAGCCUCCAGAGUGUCCGUCCUCAGAGCUGAUGGGACUUCAGUGCUUGGCCACCACUGAAGUGUCAUCAGCUCGGGGAGGAGGGCUUUCCCCUCCAUCCCUCUGUGCCCACAGAACUGUGCUGACUCAGGAGUGUGUCUGGAGGAAAACAUGUGCUUGCUGAGGUGCCAGAAUUGAUGAUUUCUGGGAUGCCUGAGAAGUGGAGUUGGAUGUCUGGGAAGUGGAGUUUGCUGUGUGGUGUUAGAUUUCCUUUCUGAGUCAGCUCUCCUGGCUGGGGAGAGGUGCUUGGCUGCAAGUUGAUUUGCAAUUACCCUCUCCUGGAUUUGGGCCAUGCUUCAUUAGUGGGGGGGGAGUGUGGUGACCCCAGCCAUGGCUGUGGUGUGUCUGGUGUCACUUGGCCAGCAAAGCACAGGUUAAAGUGUCAUUCUACUUAGCAAAUGGCCUUUUCUUCCAAGAACAGCCCCCUGUGUCCUACUCUGCAGUCACCAGCCUGCCUGUGUCUGUGUCCUCUGCUGCUUCCUGCCCAGCCAGGCUGUGCAGAGUUGGUGGCACCAGGAGGGAGCUGGUUUUCCCCCUGAUGGGUGCAUCAAUGCUCCUCCCUUCCCUCAGCCUGCUUAUAGGUGGUGAGAGACCCACCCUGAGCCCAGGCUGGCUGGUCCAUGGAGGUACCACCACCACCUCUCCAGCUUUAAGGAACCAGAGGAUCUGGCUUGAGUAGAAUUGCACUUUAACCUUUUCUGGGAGCUGGGAUUGCUGCUCUGGGAAGCCCUGGCAGUGCCAGCACCCUGCUCAUUCAGCCUUGCAGCUGCUGAGGAGCCUUCUCCAAGCACUGUUCCUGCUGCCAGGAGGUGGGCAGGAGCUCUGUGCUGCCUCCCUGCCCUUGGAAUUGAAGUGAUGCUGGGUGAGGAUCCUCGAGCACUCUUCUCUCUGCCCAGCCUGCUAUGCUGAGGGGAUGGGACAGGUUGCUGUGUGAAGAUGAGAUGUGUCUCCUGGAGAUCCAUGUAGCACCAUGAGGUGUUUGCUCUGCCCUGCCCUGAUGGGUGCCAGUGCAGGCUGUAGAAACAAGGUGCAGAGCCUUGAAAACAGUUUGAACCAGCUACUCAGUCCUGAAAAUAAAAAAUAGACCUAAAAAUAACCUCUCUCAGGCUCUGCAGGGCUGGAGGGGGUUUGGCCAGUGCCUCCCUCCCUUGCUGAGUCUGACCCUGGGGGAUGUGUAGAAACACUGUAGGAUGGGAAUGUGCAGCAUCAGGCAUCAGCUCUUCCCUUCAGGCACUGCUGGGCUGAAGGUGCCCCUGGGCAGCUGCUGUCACCAGCUCACAGCACAGCCCCAGCCCUCCCAGGCUGCCUGGGCACCUCCUGCUUCCAGCCCUGUCUCCCUGUGCCCCAUAGCCUGGGCAGUCAGGGGAGCCAGCCCUGGGCUGUUGGCUGUGCAGGAGUGCUCCACAACCUUCAGAGCACCCUGGCCUCAAAAUGAUGGGCUUGCCCCUGUGCCUCUCUUCCCAGCUGUUUCCUGAGGGAGUCCAGGAGUGCAGGGAGGUUCCUCAGCUGUGUCCCCCAGCUUGAGUUUCCUCUUUGCUCAGCACCUUAGGCCUGACAGCCCCCCGGGUCUCUGUGCCAGUGUUGCAGCCAUGAGGGGCUGGAUUGAGGCUCCCCUUCAGCCAGCUGGGGCAGGGCACCCCAGGCUUGCACUGCAGCCCAGCCUGAGUGCUGGGUGGGGAUUGUUUCCUGCUGAGAUUCCCCUGGCCGGGAGCAAGGGGAGUGCCUGGGCUGUGUUCUCAUCACACUCUCCCUCCUCAGAUCCCUACCCAGACCUGACCUUCCCAUAGGCACACUGAAUGUUCCUUGAGGAGAGCUGGAUUUUCAGCUUUGAGGAGCUUUCCUGGCUUUAAGUUGUCCAGAAAUGUUUCUGAACACUUUGGAAACGCAGAUUUCGCCGUGGCAGCUCAACUAAACGCAUCAGUGCCAAACCAGCACCUUCUUAACAAAACCAGUCUGUUUCCAGCUUGUUUCCUGUGUAAUUGUUUUGUUUGGGUUUUUUUGGUUUUGUUUUUUUUUUUUUUGUUUUUUUUUUUCUUUUGCAGUAUUUGAUGGAUGACUUUGUGCCUUGAUUCAAUAACUCAGCUGGGUGGCAAUGGCUAUAUCACUGUGUUAUGUGUUAGUGUGGUUUUUAACACUGAGACUGUUUGGUUUGGUUCUUUAACUUAUUGCAAAUUGUGCCGUACAGGACUCGCUCUAACCAGAAGGGUUUCAAUAAAUCCUCUUUUGCAUUGUUUGUAAA
Agelaius phoeniceus (red-winged blackbird) is the source of this 7749-nucleotide messenger RNA. NCBI's taxonomy places the organism in Eukaryota, Metazoa, Chordata, Aves, Passeriformes, Icteridae. The record is from RefSeq and is a predicted model, not a curated record.